Orycteropus afer afer is the source of this 570-nucleotide messenger RNA. RefSeq names its product zinc finger and SCAN domain-containing protein 4. The coding region runs from base 1 to 570 and encodes 189 amino acids. Lineage: Eukaryota; Metazoa; Chordata; Mammalia; Tubulidentata; Orycteropodidae. The record is from RefSeq and is a predicted model, not a curated record. The transcript has 2 exons.
AUGGCUCUAGACCUCAGAACAUCCUGUCGGCGUGACUCCCGCAGGAAGGCUCCUGGGUCGGGACAUGCGGAGCCUGAACGCGCCCGAGCACCUGGGUUCCCGAAGCGAGGCGGGUCCUCCGGGCUCCCGAGCUCCGCGCUCGGCGUCUUUCCCUACAGCAACACCUCCUACGCUCGGCAGGAGCUGCAGAGACUCCAGAAGGCGUUUCACCGGUGGCUGCGGCCGGAGCAGCACAGCAAGGACGAGAUGAUUGCCCAGCUGGCCCGGGAGCAGCUCCUGAUGGACGAGCGCCGCAGGGACAGGUCCGUGUGGAGGGAGGAGUGGGAUUCAGGAGGCAGAAGCCUGGAGAAGUUCAUGGAGGAUCUGGCCGAUGACUGCAUGGAGCCGCCCGGCUAUGUCCACGUCUACAUGCAGGGACAGGAAGCCCUCUUUUCAGAGAAUAUGCCCUUAAGAGACGUCAUUUUUCACCUCACAAAACAGUUGUCAGCAGGUACCCCAACAGGAAAGAACACGGGCACUCCCAUUCAGACUCCCCAAGAUCCUUCCACACAAACAGGAUGCGGUGAGUGA